ACGCCGGCAAGCGGGGGGACGCCCGGCCUCACCCGCAACGCAACGCAGCGGCGGCCCCGAGGCGGCUUCCACGCGGCUUCAGGCGGCCUCGGCGCAACCGGCACCAGCCGGGCCCGGGCGGCGGCCCGCCCCCUUCCAGCCCUCGCCGCGGCUCCUCCUCCCCCCGGUCCCCAGCCGGCCGGCCGGGCGGAGGCGGUGCGGGCGCCGCGGCUGCCGCCCGAUCUGCACGGGGAAGGAAUUGGCUCAACUGCUGGUUUGCUGUGUGGCAUCUGGUGGUGGGAGUUAAUUCAGGAAUAUCCUGCAUUCAGUGUUCUGUGGUGGUCAGAUGAGGCCAUCUGUGGAAAAGAAAAAGAAAAAAUGAAGUAUGUAUUCUUAAUACUUUUCAUUAAUUUAUUACCACAGUAUGCUGGGAAGUCUUUGAGAAGAGAUGAUAGAUACCCGAAAACGUUUGAAGACAUUAAAAAUGAGAUAGCUGGCUAUACUGAUAUUGCUAAAGCUAUUAUUGACCUUGCUGUUCACGGAAAAGCUCAGAACAGAUCGUAUGAAAGAUUAGCAGUUUUUGCCGAUACCAUAGGACCUAGACUCAGUGGUUCAAAAAAUCUAGAUGCAGCCAUCAAGUAUAUGUUCAGUGCCCUGCAGGAAGAUGAGCUGGAAAAUGUGCAUCUGGAGCCUGUGAAAGUACCACACUGGGAAAGAGGAGAAGAGUUUGCAAUGAUGCUGGAACCAAGGAAUCACAGCAUUGCUAUUUUGGGACUUGGGAGCAGUGUUGCAACUCCUCCAGAAGGAAUUACGGCCGAAGUCAUAGUGGUAGCCUCUUUUGAUGAACUGCACAAAAGAGCUCAGGAGGCCAAGGGGAAGAUUGUUGUCUACAAUGAACCUUUCAUCAGUUAUGGUGAAACUGUGCGAUACAGAUCACAGGGAGCAGUGGAAGCUGCUAAAGUUGGAGCAGUGGCAUCCCUCAUUAGAUCCAUUGCUUCUUUUUCUAUUCACAGCCCACAUACUGGGUGGCAGAAUUACCAGCCUGAUGUGCCCCAGAUUCCCACUGCUUGCAUCUCUGUGGAAGAUGCUGAAAUGAUGUCACGAAUGUCUUUCCGGGGCACUAAGAUUGUUGUGCACCUGAAGAUGGGGGCUAAAACCUAUCCAGACUCUCCUUCCUUUAACACUGUGGCAGAGAUAGUUGGAAGCAAGUACCCAGAGCAGAUUGUAUUGGUCAGUGGACAUCUGGACAGCUGGGACGUUGGGCAGGGAGCUAUGGAUGAUGGUGGUGGAGCAUUUAUAUCAUGGGAAGCAUUAUCACUCAUUAAGGAUCUGGGACUUCGCCCAAAAAGGACUCUGCGCUUGGUGCUGUGGACAGCAGAAGAGCAAGGAGGAAUAGGUGCCAAGCAAUACUAUCAGUUGCACAAGGAAAAUAUCUCCAACUUCGAUAUCGUCAUGGAGUCUGAUGAGGGCACCUUCCAGCCAUCUGGACUGGGUUUUACUGGCAAUGCUAAAGCUCGGGACAUCGUGAAAGAGAUCAUGACUCUGCUGCAGCCCAUCAAUGUUACGGAUGUUUAUGACAACGCAGAUGGAACAGACAUCGAUUACUGGAUGAGAGACGGGGUGCCUGGUGCCAGCUUGCAUGAUGACCUCAGUAAAUACUUCUGGUUUCAUCAUUCUCAAGGGGACACGAUGACAGUUCAGGAUCCAAACCAGAUGAAUCUCUGUGCUGCUGUUUGGACUGUUGUCUCCUAUGUGAUUGCUGACAUGGAGGAGAUGUUGCCAAGGUAAUAAAACACCAAGAAAGAGGAUUUCUGUUCUUCAGUAAAGAUUGUGAGUCCACUAAUGCAUGUGGUCUACAGCUGUGGGAAAUUCUGUUUUUCACCCUAAUUUUGUGCAUUAUUAUGUCUGUUUUUCUCAAAGGACAUGCUCUUUUACACAUUCCUGUUUCUUUUUGCCGUUUUGAUGUCUUCCAUUUGUGAUUUUCACUUAAAAUUUCUUCUUUUAAGUACUUUUUAAAUUUCUGAUGAACCUAUGAUACCUCUUUGAUUAUGAUAUAAUAACCAUUUGUAUGCAAAGUGAUUCUAUGCAGCAGGAAAAAUAUACCAAAUAAAUUUGUUGCAUCAGAAUAAUUAAUGUAUUGAGUUAGUGUACACAUUUAUGGGUUUGUUUUUGGUCUUUUGCUCUAUGCAUUAGAGUGAUGUACUCUUAAUAAAACAGCCCCUUUUUUUUACUCUAAGAUAAUAGUGUAGUUUAAGGUUAUAGGACAAAUUAAUCUUGGCUGUUUUAAUGGUAAUGUAUGGUAAAAUGGUCAAAUAAUGGUCAAAAUGCUAAAAUAAUAUGGCUUUUAAUAGUUCAUUCAGCUCCUGCUGUUAAAUCUUACUAAAGGUUGUUUCAUGCAAGACUCAGAUAAACCAGGACAUAGAGGAUAGAAAGCCAACCACAGGACUCCCAGAUCUCCUGUGUUUCUUUGGGCACCUCCCUGUGGAAAGCUGUGUGUGUCCUUUUCUUUCUGAUGGAAUACUUGCCGUAGCGACAUGCAGAGAAUUUCAUAUGGCAGUUUUUCUCUGAAAUGCCAUGAUGUUUCAGAAACAACAUCAUAGCUGUAAUUUGUGACCUUCACUACCUGCCAGCUGAUAUCCAAACGAAGUGUAAAAGCAGAUUUUAAUUCAGUCUCCUGAAGCCAUUCCCAGCUGCCCCUCUCUUGCGGUGAUCCUCUCCCCUGCUGGAAGCCAGGCGAGAGGAUGCUGGGACAUAUGCACUUUGAUGAAGGAAUUAAUCUGGGAAUUUGAUUCUUGUAUACUUUAUUGGGUUUUGGUUUUGGGUUUUUUUCCUGCUCAAAGAUUAUGAAUAUUCAGAUGAGUUUCAGGGGUAUCUGUAGAGAAGAUGUAACUGGUGUUGGGGAAUAUUUUAAGGCAUAUGAUUUCUGCUUAUUUCUUUGUGACAUGAUCCUUGUUUGUGCUUUUAAAUUUUACAACAAGCAAACUUACUGAUGUGAAUAACUGCUGCAAUAUAAUCAACGCCAGACAACUAAUGUAACGAACAACACGGAGUAUUAAACCAAAUGGCAGGCAGUCCCUGGUGCUGUUAAUCACCUCUGUAGCUGAGCAAUAGCUGAGUGAUGAGCCAUUCAUUUUUAUAGUAUUAAUAACCAUGAUAUCUGUUUACCAUGAUAAUAGCGGGUUUACAUCAAAUUUAUUAAAUAUUUAAAUUUUCCCUCCAAAUAAUUUCAGGAACAUAAAAGCUGCCUGGAGAUACUCUGCUCUUUCUUUUUAAAGAAACAGUAUUGAAAUAAAGUUAGCAAAAAUUU
This is a messenger RNA of Aquila chrysaetos chrysaetos, 3286 nucleotides long. RefSeq names its product carboxypeptidase Q (gene CPQ). NCBI's taxonomy places the organism in Eukaryota, Metazoa, Chordata, Aves, Accipitriformes, Accipitridae. The transcript is spliced from 9 exons. Bases 358 to 1767 code for a protein of 469 amino acids. Gene Ontology annotation, biological process: thyroid hormone generation; proteolysis; peptide catabolic process. The record is from RefSeq and is a predicted model, not a curated record. Gene Ontology annotation, molecular function: metallodipeptidase activity.